This is a messenger RNA of Paramecium sonneborni, 1396 nucleotides long. The record is from the annotation of a GenBank genome assembly. NCBI's taxonomy places the organism in Eukaryota, Ciliophora, Oligohymenophorea, Peniculida, Parameciidae.
AUGAAUAAUCUUGAAUGUGAUCCUGAUAAAGGAUGUUGGCUUUUGAGUAAUUGUGUGAAAGAUGAAUUAAGUUAUACUUGUGUCCAUGAUCCAAUAUUGGAAUUAACUCCAUAUACAGGAUUUGUUUAUUUCUUAAUACCAAUAUUAUUGGGUACCAGCAUUUUAGGUGGUUUAGGAAGUGGUAUGAUUAAAAGACCAAUAUUAAAUCUACUAUUAAAUUAUCCUUCAAACAUUUCAACACAAAUAGCAUAUUGUUUUCAAUUCACAACAGCAUCAUUGAAUUUAUUAUUUUUAUUUUUUGAAAAGUAAUGACAUAUCCAAUUUUUUAGGCAUCCUGAUCAUUUAAAUUUACCUUUAAUAAAUUUUGAUAUAAGCAUAAUAUUGAAUUAAACUAUUCCAUUAGCAUGGAGUGCAGGAGCAUUUCUAUCAUAAAUAUCACCACAAUUUAUAAUAUAUCUAAUCUAAUUGUGUUUUUUAUUAGGAGCAUUACCUUUUUUUUGGAAAUUUAGUAAUAAUUUAAAUUGUAUAUUUAGAACAUACUUAAAAAAGACUUGAAUAAGAUAAAAGAGAAAAUAUUGUAUUAGUUGAUUAAAAAAUUAAAACUAAAGAAGAAAUGUCAAUUGAAACUAAUUUCGAUGAAAAAUAGCUAAAUUAGUAUCAAUAAUUCUAUUUAAAUGAUCACAAGAAAUUCUAAAUAAAAAAUUUAUGUUUCAUUUUAGGAUCCUUUUUUAUAAAUUAAACAAUUAUUUUGAUGAGAUCAAAUAAAUAUAAUAAUUCAAUUAUAGGAUUAAAUAAAUGUACUCUUGAAAAUAACAUGAUUUUAUUUGCAAUAGUAGGUGUCAAUAUUGCUUAUUCACUAAUAGUAUAUUGGAAUAAAAGAAAUGAGGAAUAUCAUAAAGAUAUUGUGUAAUAUAGACCAAAUUAGAGAAUCUUCAAAUAGAAAAAAUUAUUUUUAUUUUAUUAUUUAGGAGGCUUUUUAGCUGGAUUUAGCACAGGUUUUCUAGGUAUGGGUGGAGGGAUAAUUAUUGUUACAUUUUUAUUAUCUUAAAAAAUAAUUGCUAGAGAAGCUGCUGCUACUGCUGCUUUCGGAUCAUUUAUGAUUUCUAUAAAUAGUUUGUUCUUAUUCAUUUUGUAAAAAUCUAUAAGUGACACAUAAAUGAUUGUGUUUAUCAUUUUUGGAGUAUAACAUUAUUUAUUAAUUUUAUAGAUUUUAGGAGUUAUCAUUAUUACAAAGCCUUCAUAUAUUUUAAUGAACAAGUUUAGGAUCGGAUAUAUCAUUUUAAUUGUAGAUAUAAUUUAAGUUUCUAUCAAUGUAUUUUCAAUUUUAGCCUUAAUUGUAGUCAAUUCAACAUUGUAUGGAUUUAAUGUAAUGUUAGAUCGCGAUCCUAAUUGUUGA